Messenger RNA from Colossoma macropomum (tambaqui), 5123 nucleotides. It is a transcript of the gene kdm5bb, whose product is annotated as lysine (K)-specific demethylase 5Bb. NCBI's taxonomy places the organism in Eukaryota, Metazoa, Chordata, Actinopteri, Characiformes, Serrasalmidae. Gene Ontology annotation, cellular component: nucleus. Bases 168 to 4826 code for a protein of 1552 amino acids. The transcript has 28 exons. Gene Ontology annotation, molecular function: histone demethylase activity; DNA binding. The record is from RefSeq and is a predicted model, not a curated record. Gene Ontology annotation, biological process: chromatin remodeling.
CGGUGUGUAUAUGUGUGUACGUGUUUGACUAAGCGAGCGUAUGUUGAUACUGAUUGUUCGAGUUAGUGGGAAUUAGAGAGGGGAGUUAUCAAAGGCAUUGACCCAGGUGCUGAUCCUGACAGCUCUCUCUGUCACCUCCACGUCCGCCUUGCUCUGGGAGCUCCAGGAUGAGCCAGCCGCGGCCGGACGAGUUCAAGCCGCCUCCAGAGUGCCCGGUCUUCGAGCCUAGCUGGGAGGAAUUUGCGGAUCCUUUCGCGUUUAUCAAUAAGAUACGGCCCAUCGCGGAGAAAACUGGCAUCUGCAAAGUCCGACCUCCACCGGAUUGGCAACCUCCGUUUGCAUGUGAUGUUGACAGACUCCAUUUCACUCCUCGGAUCCAGAGACUCAAUGAGUUGGAGGCGCAGACUCGGGUCAAGCUUAAUUUUCUUGACCAGAUUGCAAAAUUCUGGGAGCUUCAGGGAUGCACACUCAAAAUUCCACACGUAGAGCGAAAGAUAUUAGACUUAUAUCAGCUCAACAAGCUGGUUGCAGACGAGGGUGGUUUCGAUGUAGUCUGUAAAGAGCGUAGAUGGACAAAGAUAGCCACGACAAUGGGCUUUGCCCCUGGCAAGGCAGUGGGUUCACAUCUGCGGGCGCAUUACGAGAGGAUCCUCUACCCCUACAACCUCUUCCAGUCUGGGGCCAAUCUGCUGGCACAAGAGCUAGCAGCCAAACUGAUGAGUUUUGGGGCAGCUCCUGAGCAGGAGAAGUUUGUCCAGAAUCCCUCCCUGCCGGAAAAUGGCAAUGAUAAGGAAUAUAAACCUCAUGAUCUGGUGCAGAGGCAGAACACGCAGGUGCAGCCCAGUGAUACGAGCACGCCUGCCAGAAGAGCCAAACGGAUGAAGGCUGAGUCUGGCUGUGGGAAGGCAGAGGCUGGUGCAGGAGGAGAGAUGUGUGAGAGCAGACCCAAUCUGAGGAGGAGAAUGGGCUCAUUCGUAGCCAAAGCUGAACCAGUGAAGGAAGUUCCCAUUCAGAUCAAACAAGAGCCGGUGGAGGCCAAAGAUCUGCAAAUGGAGCCGGAGAAGCCCAAAUCUCGCUAUAAGAAAAGCAACCCACCACCACUUGUCAGUAUAGUGGAUCUCUAUGUGUGCUUAGUUUGUGGGAGUGGCAGUGAUGAGGAUAAGCUCUUACUGUGCGAUGGUUGUGAUGACAGCUACCACACCUUCUGCUUGAUCCCACCCCUUCAUGAUGUCCCAAAGGGUGACUGGAGGUGUCCCAAGUGUCUGGCACAGGAAUGCGGUAAGCCACAGGAGGCAUUUGGUUUCGAGCAGGCGCGCAGAGACUACUCACUCAAAGCAUUUGGGGAAAUGGCUGACUCUUUUAAGUCUGACUACUUCAACAUGCCCGUUCACAUGGUGCCCACUGAACUGGUGGAGAAGGAGUUCUGGCGGUUAGUAGGCACUAUUGAGGAGGAUGUGACUGUGGAGUAUGGAGCUGAUAUUGCCUCCAAGGAGUUUGGGAGCGGCUUCCCCAUUAAAGGUGGCAAGUUCAAAGUCGCACCCCAUGAUGAGAAGUACUUAAGCUGUGGUUGGAACCUAAAUAACAUGGCAAUGAUGGAUCCGUCGGUGUUGACCCAUGUGACAGCUGAUAUCUGCGGCAUGACUCUGCCGUGGCUCUACGUGGGCAUGUGCUUUUCUUCAUUCUGCUGGCAUAUCGAGGACCACUGGAGCUACUCCAUCAACUACCUGCACUGGGGAGAGCCAAAGACAUGGUAUGGAGCUCCUGGGUUUGCAGCUGAGCAGCUGGAGGCAGUGAUGAAGAAGCUGGCACCUGAGCUGUUUGAGUCGCAGCCCGAUCUAUUACACCAGCUUGUCACAAUCAUGAACCCCAACACACUCAUGGAUCAUGGAGUGCCAAUUUACCGGACCAACCAGUGUGCAGGAGAGUUUGUCAUCACGUUCCCAAGAGCCUAUCACAGCGGCUUUAACCAGGGUUUCAACUUUGCAGAGGCAGUCAACUUCUGCACUGUGGACUGGAUGCCGUUGGGCCGUCAGUGUGUGGAUCAUUACCGUUUACUGCAUCGUUACUGUGUGUUUUCCCAUGAUGAAAUGAUCUGCAACAUGGCUGCCAAAGCAGAGAAGCUGAACGUGGUUCUGGCCUCAGCUGUACACAAAGACAUGGUGCUAAUGAUCAGUGAGGAGAGGGACCUACGAGACCAAAUCCGCAAAAUGGGAGUGGUACAGUGUGAGUUGUUUGAAUACGACUUGCUGCAGGAUGAUGAGAGACAGUGUGUUAAGUGCCGCACCACCUGUUACCUGUCUGCCCUCACCUGUCCCUGUCGGCCAGGUGAACAGGUGUGUCUGCACCACGCCCACCACCUGUGCUCCUGCCCCAUCUCCAAGUACAUGCUCAAGUAUCGCUUCACACUGGAUGACCUCUUCCCCAUGAUGAAUGCUGUAAAGCAGAGGGCCGAGUCCUAUGACGAAUGGGCCUCACGUGUUACUGAGGUGCUGGAGGCCAAACUGGACAAGAAACGCAGUGAGUUUCACUUCACUGACUGCAGUGAGCUUGGCUUGAAGAAACAUGACCUUUCAGUGUUUCAUUCUCUGAUUGAGGAGUCAGAUAAGAUGAGUUUCCCGGAUAAUGAUCUGUUACGGCACCUGAAACUGGUCACUCAGGAUGCAGAGAGAUGUUCGUCUGUGGCCCAGCAGCUGCUGAAAGGCAAGAGGCAGACAAGGUAUCGUACUUCUGGGGGGAAGUCUCAGAACCAGCUGACCGUUGAGGAAUUGAGGUCAUUUGUCCGUCAGCUUUACAACCUCCCCUGCAGCCUAAUGCAGGCACCAUUGCUGAAGGAGAUGCUAAACCGUAUUGAGGAUUUCCAGCAGCACAGUGAGAAGGUCCUCUCCGAUGAUGUAAGUGCGGAUUUGGUGGGGGAGAUCCAGUCUCUGCUGGAUGAGAGUUCAGAGUUUGAUGUGUGUCUGCCGGAAGUUCCACGGCUGCGGGAGCGUCUGGAGCUCGCUCGCUGGCUUGCGGCUGUCCAGCAGGCUGAGGAUUCGGCCACCAGCCCCCGUGGCCUAUCUCUAGAUGGCAUGCGGCAGCUGAUUGACCACGGCGUGGGUCUGACCCCUCACCCGUCCACAGAGCGUGCCAUGGCCCGCCUGCAGGAGCUCCUCACUCUGUCUGAGCAGUGGGAGGAGAAAGCGCAGAUGCUGCUCAGGGCCAGACCUCCGGAAAGUGUGGAGUUUCUGUCUGCUACUCUGAAAGAAGUUGAGGCCAUUCCUACGUACCUGCCUAACUGUCUGCUGCUGCGAGACUCUGUUAACAGAGCCAGAGACUGGUUGAAGGAGGCCGAAGGUGUACAGGCAGGAGGGCGGGUGCCUGUGUUAGACACUCUGUCAGAAAUGGUUUUGAGGGGCCGUGCAAUUCCUGUGCAGCUAGACCCUCUGGAGCGGCUGGAGGCGUUGGUCUCUGAGGUCCAGGCCUGGAAGGAAUCUGCAGCCAAAACGUUCCUGUUGAAAAACUCCUCCUUCACCCUGCUGGAGAUGUUGUGUCCACGAUGUGAGGUAGGGAGCUCUCUGAAGAGGAAGAUGAAGAAGACAAAGGGUGACACAGUGCCAUGUGGGAAGAAGAGGACAGGGCGACUGGACAGUCUCAGUGAUGUAGAGAAAGCCCUUUCAGACAGUAAAGACUCAGCCUCCGCUAUGGUGACUCUUGCUGAAGUGCGUUUGAAGGAGCUGGAGUCCCUAGCAUCUGUCCGUGCAGCUAAUGAGUCCAAGCUCCUCCCCUCAGCUGACUGUGGCGCACUCAAAGUGUGUGUGUGUCAGAAGCCUCCCAUGGGCGCCAUGCGUCAGUGUGAGCUGUGUCGGGAUGCGUUCCACAGAGUGUGUGUGGGUGGGCCGGUGGACACCCCUGAUGCUGAGCCAUGGUUAUGUCAAUCAUGUCACCGCUCAUCCAAACCACCUCUGGACAAGAUCCUGCCACUGCUGGCGUCUCUGCAGAGGAUCCGUGUGCGUUUGCCUGAGGGAGACGCAUUGCGCUACAUGAUCGAACGCACGGUUAGCUGGCAGCGGCGAGCCAGAGAAGUAACGACCUCCUACGACCUCUCGCCCACCUCUCAGGAACACAAGGGCAGCUCACCACCACAGAAGCGCUGCGGAGCAGACAGCAGUGCGAAGCAGUCUCAGGACUGGAGCAGGUGCAGUCAGGAGCAGUCAGUCUUCUACAUAGAGCAACGAUGCAUCCCUCUGCAGGGUCUGAGUGCAGAAUUGGAGGAGUUGAUGGUGGAGGGAUUAUUGCUACAGGUUUCAUUGCCAGAGACUGAGCAGCUGUACUCACUGCUACUGAACGGCCCACCCGUCCAGCGCAGCCCUCAACACACACAACCAGCACAGCACAGCCCACAACACACACCCUGCCACUCUCAGGAACACACCUCACCACACAGGGAGAGAGAUGCAGUCACCUCAGCAGAAAAGAAAGCAAAGCGGCGGAUAGAGAAAGAGGGGUUGGGGCUGGACACGGAGGUAAGGGAGCGAGGGAUCUCAAAAAGGAAGAAGCAGCGAAUGAGUAAAGAGAAGAGGAGAGAGAGGAAAGCAGCAUCUGUCUCUGCAUCUCCCAGCUACUUGUCUGACCUGUCACCCUCAGACGACUCAGAGGAGGACAUGAUCCUCUGCCCGGCCGAGAGCUGCCUACAGCCUGCAGGAGAUGAGGUGUACUGGGUGCAGUGUGAUUGCUGUAACCAGUGGUUCCAUAUGGUUUGUGUAGGAGUUUCUGCAAAGAUGGCAGCAGAGGAGGACUACAUGUGUGUCACCUGCAGCAAACAAAAUAUGGACCAGCGCCGAAAAUGAGGCCGAGGAAGGAGAAUGGGGGAAUGUGGAGGACUAGGAGAACAACUAGUCCAUCUCCCCUCUUCCUCAGUCUUUCCCUUUGUACUGUCCUGUUCCCGGUUGUGUAACUGACCGUCCCCAAUUCCUUAUGAACCUAUGACCUCUGACCUUUGUAACAACGGUGCUAUUUCCUCUAUUUCGAAUUUUUUUUUUUUUUUGGAAUCUGUCGUUCUGAAUGAUGCUAUUUGGUCACUUUUUUGUAUUUUUACAACCUUUUCCUUCUAUUUGAAAUGUGUGGUUGUCUUAAAAGAAAAGAAA